Molecule: messenger RNA, 1785 nt
Organism: Soboliphyme baturini
Lineage: Eukaryota; Metazoa; Nematoda; Enoplea; Dioctophymatida; Soboliphymatidae
Source: the annotation of a GenBank genome assembly
AUGUAUUAUAGGGGCCAAAACAGAUCCCACUGCUAGAAACACGCUAUCGCUCGAAAAUGUGUUUGUUUCCGGCGGUACUCUAGCUGAUCGCAUAGCCGCAUUGAUUCUCUUGGUGCAGCAUUCGCCGGUGCACAACCUGAAACAUCUAGAUGCGUUGGUGAACAUGGCUUCGAAAAAGAGUCGUCGAGAAGCUACGAUGACGAUUGAUUCACUCAAGGAACUUUUCAUCCAAGAUCUUCUUCCUAACCGCAAGCUGAUUGACCUUUCAUCGAGACCUCUUGGUGCGAUUGAAAAGGCUUGCAAUGACGGUUCAGAGGGUGAUAAGUUACUGCUGUUGUAUUACUUUGAAAGUGAAUUGAAAAAGCGUUACGCUUCCUUCGCUCACGCCUUGCUGGCAUGGAGCCAUGACACGGUCGAAGUGACUCGAAUCCAGGCAUGUCAUGUUUUGGUCGAUCUGUUAAUUGCAAAGCCUGAGCAGGAACAGUUUCUAUUGUCGACGUUGGUAAACAAAUUUGGGGAUAGCAGCGUUAAGGUUUCUACGCAGGUGAGGCACGUUCUCAAUCGACUUCUGUACACGCAUCCCAAUAUGACAGCCGUUGUAGUGAACGAGGUGGAAAAAGUCCUUUUUAGGUUCGAACGGCUAAGAUGCAUUUGUAGGCAAAAUAUCGACAUCAAGACUCAGUUUUACUGUCUCUGCUUCCUGAACCAGAUAAUCCUCGACCCUCACAACAUGGAGGUAGCGCGGAAGCUGCUAGAUAUCUACUUCACGUUGUUCAAGCUUCUGGUGGCGGUUGUCGAGAUAGAUAACAGAAUUCUUGGAAAUCUGCUCAUCGGCAUAAACAAGGCUUUUGGCAUUGUAAAAGGCAAUUACGAUGGUGUCGAUGAGCACAUCGACAUGUUGUACAAAAUUGCGGCGAUUUCGAAAUUUAGUACCAGUCUGGAGGCAUUGAUGCUGCUGUUUCAGGUGCUCAAACACAGCGUUGGCAUGAACGACAGGUUUUAUCGCUCGCUUUAUAAAAAACUGCUGGAUCCGGCGCUAGUGUUUGGAACGAAAAGCUACGGGUUCUUUUUUCAUCUGAUGUAUUUGGCGCUGAAGAACGACCCGAUUGAAAUCCGUGUUCGUGCCUUUAUCAAACGCCUGUUGCAGGUUUGUCUACACUGCCCGCCAACAGUCAUUUGCUCGACGAUGCUGAUGAUAUCCGAGAUCGCCAAAGAGAGGAAAGAAGUGUUCAGCUGGCGAGACGAAAUUCAGAUUAACUCUGAUCUGUUGGCUGACGACGAAGAACGUUUUGUGGACACGCACGGGGCAGACUCGGACCACGAAUCCAUGAUUAGCGGUAGCGUGUCUAAAGAAAACCGCCAGCCGUCGACGUGGGUACACAAACAGAACCCGUCAAGUACCGAAACGAAGCUCGAUCACUAUGAUCCCCUUCAUCGCGAACCAAUGCACUGCGGAGUUCAGUAUUCUCAAGAAGUUGAAUUCGAGCAACUCCUGAAGCACUUCCACCCUUCUGCCAUGCUCUUCGCCCGAUCUGAAGAAAGCAUGAACUAUCCCGGCAACCCGUUGGAGGACUUUUCGCUGGCGCACUUUUUGGAACGCUUCGUGUUCAAAAAUCCGAAGACGCUGGUCACCGACACCACGGCAAACGCCUCAAAGCCGCAUAUUUUCAAGCGCAAAAGCUAUGAUCCUUGGGGAGUCAAACGUCUGGCCGUCACUUCUGACCAGUACGCGCAACAGCCGGCCGAAAGCAUUCCUGCAGACGAAAAGUUUAUUCACAAGUAAGA